CCUCUGGGUGGGAUCCCAUAUUUCUGUCUCCAUAAUCUUGAACCACGUCAGUGGGGUUUUAAACGUCGAAGCAGCAGCACAUUCUGAACAAUCAAACUUGGAAAAAUCCAUCGCUGUAUUGAGAAGAUGAGGUUUGUUUUUCUCUUCUUUGUUUUUUGCCUGAUGAUUUCCAUGAGCUGCAGUCAACUGCAGGGUCCACCUGGUGAAAAAGGUGACAGAGGACCCGUUGGACCCGUUGGACCCCCUGGAUUCCCUGGACCCCGUGGAAUCCCUGGACCCCCUGGAAUCCCUGGAAUCCCUGGACCCCCUGGAAGUUCAGGAAUGCCUGGUUUACCCGGACCACCUGGACCCGUCGUCAAAUGUGGACAAGAUCUCCUUGGUUCUGUAGGACGGGACAUUGAAAGCCUGAUAAAGAUCACUGCAAAGCUGGACCUUGCCAUGAGCUUUGACUUUGUGCGGAAGGUGAAUCAGAAAUACUUUGUGUCCAACAAGGAGAAAGGAUCAUUCCUGAAGGCUGUGGAGUUCUGCUCCCAACAAGGCUUAGAGCUGGCUCUGCCUCAGAGCGAGGAGGAGAACCGCAUACUGAUUCAGCUGAUUGGUGAAGAUGAUAAAAGAGCCUGGAUCAACAUCAACAGUAGAAAAGCUGAGGGGAAUUUUCAGUCUGAUAUGAAAAAUCGACCUCUGACCUUUACUAAUUGGGGGGAAAGACAGCCAGAUGAAAGCAUUCAGGAUACGGGCUGCAGCAUGGUGACUGAGAACGGCACCUGGAGAGUGACACCAGACUGUUCUCAGAAUAUUUACCUUAUCUGUCAGAUCUAGAAAGCUGAUCUACUAAGCUAUAUAUUUUCAUAUAACCAAAAGCUCACCAGUAGACCUGCAUUGCAAAUGAGCUCAAAUUACAAAUACCCGAGUGUAUGGUAGUGGGUAACAUUUAACAUAUGUGCAAAUAAACUAACCAGUCUACCAAUUAA
Fundulus heteroclitus (mummichog) is the source of this 971-nucleotide messenger RNA. RefSeq names its product mannose-binding protein C-like. The record is from RefSeq and is a predicted model, not a curated record. The coding region runs from base 127 to 819 and encodes 230 amino acids. The transcript has 5 exons. NCBI's taxonomy places the organism in Eukaryota, Metazoa, Chordata, Actinopteri, Cyprinodontiformes, Fundulidae.